UGAAAAUACACAAAGUGUUGUUUUACUGUCACCUCUGUAAAAAGAAAAGCGUGACUUCUUCAUCGUUAUGACAAUAAAAAUGAAUAGGACUGGAAGUGCAGUGUAAGCAGUAGCAGUGUCCAGAGUCCACAGCAGCAGUCAGUUGUGCAGUGUGUGUGUGAACAAGUGUGUGUCAGUGGGGGUAGUGGAUGCACCUGACUUGGCUAUCACUCUGUUACUGACUUUGUUCAUUCUGGACUAUUUUCCCACCAAGUCAGGAUGCCUUCUGGAAGGAUAGUCAAGCUUAUCCUGUAUGAGGUGUUAGAGUUUGCAUGUCUGUGUGUGCCUGUGUUUGUGGUUCUGGAGCGAUUUGCGUCGCUUCUAAGCUUUGAGAAAUUCAACGACAGUACGGCUUACUGGUUGGUAGUGGCAGCAUCCAUAGCCUAUGUGACCUCUGUGUCCUUGUUUGUCUGGGUGCCACUGAAGUACUUCAUCCUGAAGUCCAGGGGGUUCUUUAAAGAAGUUACUAACUGGAGACCUGUGACUCUUGCCCAAGCACUUCUCUGCACGCUACCAUGUUUUGCCAUUCUCAUUGCCAGCUCAAAGGUUCAGCUGGACACAGGAAUUUUCUAUGGCCACUUUAGUGAGCUUCCUGUCUCACUGGUGCUCUUUGCCCUCAUCUGCGUGGACAUUGUAGAGAGAAUUCGUCCAUAUCGCCUGAGAGGACAAGAUAGUCUGGACUUUGAGGUUCCUGGCCCUUUUCUGACUCACCUGGAGCAGGUGUCUACUGUGUCAUCACAACUGCAGGCUAACAGAAGUGCAAAUGGCUCGGCGCUGAGGUCAGAAGGCAUAAGCACAUCACCGUCAGGACACUGGGCAGACAUGGAUGGCAUCUCACGUUCUUCCAACAUGGCCUACUUGUACUCCUCCCACUCUGACUCAGGCUUUCUUCGCUUCAUCUGGGUUCGAGACCCUCGCCAUGAGCUCUUCCUGGAGACAUUUGUGUUCUGGAUGGACACAGUGGAGAUGAUCAGAGUGGCUGGGGUUCAGGAGGUCUACAACUCAAACUGGGUCUUUCCUAUCUACAUCCUAAGCUUUUUCUCCAUUCUGCGUGUGGUUGUAACUCCUAACAAUCCAAUGCUGGCUUCAUUAGGAGUGGUAGCACAGGACCUGCCCUUCCUGGUUUUACGGAUCUGCCUGGUGAUUGUCUUUGGUUAUGUGACUCCAAUACUCUAUAUCAUGAAGAAUCUGCUCACAUGUCUGACUUUUCUUUACUUUCACUUCCUAACCAAGCUGAAGGUGUUUAGCGGAGGAAGCAUGUACUGAGACCUCUGGGGUGGGGAAGCUACUGGGGACUGCUUUGGGUAAAGAAAUGUACAGGGUGGAUACUGACAACUACUAAUAGCACUGAACACACUAUUUUUUCACUCAUAUUACUACAGAGAAGAAGACAAACUAGUAAGGCGAGUCUACACAUAGUUUUUUUUUUUUUAAGUAAGUAAUGCAAGUUAAUGUUUCUAGGUAUAAUUCAUAAUGACAGAAGUAAUAUUGCAGAAUACCAAUUAUUUUUAAGUUUAAAAGUAUUUUAAUUGAAAUAUCAAUUGAUUGAUUUAUUGCUAUUAAUCUUAAAAUAAUACUUAUGCAGUGUUUGUUUUCAUGGAAGUUCAUGCUAAACACAAUCUUCAUAAGCACAAUACCAAUAUUUUAGCUAUAGUUGGGUCCAUAAAUAUUUGAACUUUGACAAAGUUAUUGUUAUUUUAGUUAUGUACCACAGUAUAUUGGAGUUAAAUAAAUAAUUAAAUAAUAUGAUAUAUUUAUAUCAUAUAAUGAUAUAAAAAGUGCUGCAAUUCCUACACUGUUAACCUGGUUUGUAUAUAUGAAAAUACCUUCAAAUUAAAGCUGAAAGUCAUACUGAUUACUUAAUUUCAACUCCAAUAUACUGUUAUAGAUAGCUAAAAUAACAGUAACUUUGUUAAUGUCCAAAUAUUCAUAGGCCUGACUGUAUAUUAAAGUUUCUAUAUUAUUUGCUUCUGUAUUUUCAAAUAGGAUCAUAAUCCAGCGUGAUCCUGACCAGAAUGAAGCGGUUACUGAAGAUGAAUGAAAGAAUGACUAAUUUUCUAACAGUGAUUUCCUUAUAAGCUAAAAAUGACUUGACUGUCAUUCUGAAUAGUAGUUUGCUGCACCGUGGUACUACACCCCACUUAUGAUCACCAGCAAAUAUGGCGCCCCCUGGUUUAUUUAUGAAAGUUUGGUGUGGCUCAUUUCUUACUGAAAAUGUAUGUGGUAAAAGUAGAUGAUUUUCAGUCAGAGCACCCAACACACCUGAAGUCGAUCCUUAUGGUCAUUAUGUAUUAUACAUACAAGCUAAAACCCUGAAGCUUCACUCAUCUUAAACCUGUACAACUAACACAGUUCUAACAGCCUGGUCACGUUUACUUUCUCUGGGACUCCUCUUCUGCCUAGGCAGGGACAGAUUCUUCUCAACAUUCUUCUAUUUUAAUUCAAACUUCUUAUAGUGCCUUCACCCCUGUUGAACUUUCCCACAUUUUGAAAUGCUGCAGUCUGGAACUCAAAUCAGUUUAAUUGGUAUUAUAUGUCAUGGAUCUAC
Messenger RNA from Pangasianodon hypophthalmus (striped catfish), 2587 nucleotides. RefSeq names its product transmembrane protein 236 (gene tmem236). The transcript is spliced from 4 exons. The record is from RefSeq and is a predicted model, not a curated record. The coding region runs from base 259 to 1305 and encodes 348 amino acids. Lineage: Eukaryota; Metazoa; Chordata; Actinopteri; Siluriformes; Pangasiidae.